AUGUCCAACCAAGCUGUCGGUAAUGUCUACCAGGCAAUCAUUGAGGAGGUGAUCAACAACUCUCGGGUCGAUUUCGAGGAGAGCGGCGUGGAGGAAUCGGUGCUGGAGGAACUGCGCCAGGGCUGGCAGCAAAAGCUGACGCAGCUUGAUGUCGCUCGGUUCCCAUGGGACCCAAGGCCGGAGCCCACGCCGGCCGUGGCAGAGCAGCCGCCCGCUCAUUCCUAUGUGCCUCAGCCUCCUAUCCCAGUCGCUGCUCCCGCUGCCCAUAACGGCGCAGCAGAAGGAGCCUAUAUCAAGGACGAGCCUGGUGUUGCUAUUAAGGAAGAACCCGGCACGCAAGCAGCUGGAGUCCCCCCGUACCCCGCUUACACGGGCAUGGAUAAUGCCAACAGCGUCGCCGCGAGCCGAGCAGCGCAACAACUGCAAGCUCAAUAUGGGAUUCGUGCCGCAGGCUCGAUCAACGCCAUCCAAGAUCGCAUGGGUCAACAGCCUCAGCAAUCGGGCCAAGCAUCGCAAGCCCAGGCACCUGCUGGUCAAGCACAGCAGCAAGGCUACAAGCCACCAGCGAACCAGCAGGUCCAAAACAACCAGACUGACGGCGCCGGAGACGCAGACGACGAAGACUUUGAGGGGGUGCUUCUCCAACGCAGUCAGGCCGGUACCUUGGAUGAGCUCGGCCGAGUAGACAUCGACCGCAUGCUCCAUGCCAAGAUGGCCGCGCAGGCUCGCAGCAUGGAAGGUGGCGGCUUAAUGCUACCCUUGAAAGAGGCAACCAAGAACAAAAGCACCGCUUCAACAAGCCGCAAGGGCAAAAGAGUUGGCGCCUACGAUGGUGGGGAUGACGAUGACGAGGAGGAAGAUGAGGAUGCCAUCAACUCAGACCUCGAUGACCCUGAUGAGGACCAUGAAGAGGAUGAGGUCGACGAUGAGGGUCUUGGUCACAUCAUGCUUUGCAUGUAUGACAAAGUCCAGCGAGUCAAGAACAAGUGGAAGUGUACACUUAAAGACGGCGUUCUUACUGUGAACGGCAAGGAGUACGUCUUCCACAAGGCCACUGGAGAAUAUGAGUGGUAA
Molecule: messenger RNA, 1074 nt
Organism: Akanthomyces muscarius
Lineage: Eukaryota; Fungi; Ascomycota; Sordariomycetes; Hypocreales; Cordycipitaceae
Exons: 3
Coding region: 1-1074 (357 amino acids)
Biological process (GO): transcription by RNA polymerase II; transcription initiation at RNA polymerase II promoter
Cellular component (GO): transcription factor TFIIA complex
Source: RefSeq, a predicted model, not a curated record